CGGACAGUCGCCCAGUGUCACUCAUCUGCCGCUCGUGCAGAUCGGACCCUACGCGGCAGUUUUUUUUUCUUUUCCUCUCCUGUCGGAAUAAGAGCUACCAGCACGCGCUGAAGGUAUGGAUCGGAGUGACGGAGGCGAGGAGCCCGACACAGGGCCUUAGCAUGGGGUGAAGGGGACUAUCCUCUGCUGACCUCAAUGCAGAUGACCAGUGAUGGCCACAGAAUCACCUCUACAUUUGUUGGAUGGCCUCAUAAACACAGGACAGCAACAGCAGGAACAGCAGCAGGAAUUCCUGAUCUCGGCGGAGACGAUUAUUCUCACAAUAUUUCUCUCCAUUGUUAUUAUAAUGACAGUGUUUGGCAAUCUGCUAGUCAUGGUGGCACUGUGCAAGGACAGACAUCUACGAAAGAAGAAGACAAACUACUUCAUUGUAUCUCUUGCGUUUGCUGACUUGCUGGUUGCGUUGUUGGUGAUGCCAUUCGCUGCUAUUGAGCUGACCACCGGCGAGUGGCGAUACGGAGAGAUUUUCUGCUUGGUGCGAACGUCUCUGGACGUCCUGUUGACUACAGCGUCCAUCCUGCACCUCUGCUGCAUUGCCCUUGACAGGUAUUAUGCUAUCUGCUGUCAGCCGCUGGUCUACAGACAUAAGAUGACCCCUAUCAGAGUGGCAGUGAUGCUCAGCGGCUGUUGGUUCAUCCCCAUAUUCAUCUCCUUUCUACCCAUAAUGCAAAGCUGGAACGCUAUCGGCAUCGAGGACAUUAUUGAGGAGAGGCGAGGCUUGGCUGGAAGCGCCAACGACACAAGUUGUGUGUUUCUGGUUAACCGGCCGUACGCCCUGAUCUGCUCCGCAGUGGCCUUUUAUGUCCCGUUGGCCCUCAUGGUACUGGCCUAUCAGCGCAUCUACGUCACCGCCAUGACUCAUGUGCGGCAGAUUGAGACACUACAGCGAGCCGGUUCUGCUCCUGUCAGUGGACCGACUCCGAUGAACACAGUGAAGUCCUCCACUUCCUCAGAUCCUACGGAUCACUACCGCCUCAGGACAACAAGGGCCCUGUCCCCCUCAGAGCAGGCACCCAUAGUGAAUAGCCGCAUGCGCGUUGAGACCAAGGCGGCAAAGACACUGGCGGUUAUAAUGGGUUGCUUCUGCCUAUGUUGGGCACCGUUCUUCAUCACCAACAUAGUGGACCCCUUCAUCCAUUACUCAGUGCCCUGGCAGCUAUGGACAGCCUGGCUGUGGCUUGGGUACAUUAACUCAGGGUUGAACCCCUUCCUGUACGCCUUUCUGAACCGGGCGUUUCGGAGAGCAUUUCUGGUGAUCCUCUGCUGUGGGGAUGAGCGCUACGCACGACAGGGGAGCUGCUCCUAUGGACAAGUCCACAGAGUGUGCUCUGCUGCAUCGGCCAAUGGAACGUCGAUUGCACUAAGAUUGUCGUUUCUGCCAAACCGGAGCUACAGUGACAAUGGGCGAACAAUACUGGCUAACGAGCAGUCCCAGGACUCUGUCGGAACUCUAUGAGCAAAAAGCCUCCAACUGUGACUUGUUUGUGAGGAGGUGGUCUCUCACGGAUAUGAACUCUAUGAUCAACAUCCGGAUUUUAAGACUUAUUUUUAAAAAAAUGUUGAUGCUGUCCGGGACUAGAGGCGCUGUUGCUGGGCAUCAGAAAAGUGCAGAUCUUACUUUUGGUGAAAUAUUGAAGCAUUUCGGUGCCCUGAACAAAAGGAACAGUUGAAGCUUCAAUGUGUCCAUGGAACAAAACACACUGCCAAUAUGUUCCCAUGUCCUCUAUCUAAAACCUAAAAGAACUGUUGAAAUCCUGGGAUUGGAAACAUGAAGGCAGCGGUCCAGAAAAACUACAGAGGACUACAAGCAAAGCUCUGGCUAACAAAACGGCUUUUUAACCUCUAUAAUAAUGGUCCUAGAGGUGUCUUUAGGUGUCUUUAGAUUACAGUUUAUUGUAAAGCAGUUUGUAUUCUUGUAUUUGAUCAGCAUCGACGGCACUCUGAAACUGCUGAAUGUAAUGUCAAACGUUUUUAUUUAUAUUAUUCGUUAUUCAUAUUCCACGCCGAAAUCAGAGAAUGUGAAAUCAGAAAUCAAUGACGUCCCAGUAGUUUGGGAUGAAAUACAGCAUCAUUGUUGACCCUUGUGAUAAUUUCAAGGCAUAUACAUGAUUGUUGCACUUACCUUUAUAGGUGGAAAGUCUUCAAGGUGUUGCAUCUCUGUCAGAGAUCAGUGAUGUGUUGGUUUGUAAGUGUGCCUCUACAUCACUGCAGCGGGUUGCAAAGCUUAGUUGCCAGUUUUAAAAUCACUCUUUCUGCUUGAAGCCAUAUUGACAUACAGUAUGAAGGAGUUUGUCAAGUUAUUAAAUUAUUAAGACUAGGUAUUACAGCACUGAAAUCAUACAGGAAAUACAACCUAACAUCAAAACAUUAGAAAAACAACGAUUAGAAAACAGUAAUCUCAUUUGAAAGAUGGCUGAAUUGGGUUCAAGCCAACGGGAUUUUAAAUGACUGUCACUCAAGUAAAUAAUUUAGCUUUAACUGAGUUUUAAAAUGAAUUCAGUGAUAUUUGACCACUAGGGGUCAAUAUUCACUCUCCUUUAGCUCUGAUCUGGCCUUGUUUUUUCCAGGGUUAGGAAAAAACAAUGGCCAGAAGCACUAAAUAGCUAUAACACAGUUUCAACCCUCCUCUGAGGUUUGAAGCUCAGUUUACAUCUCUGAAACGCGUCUGUCUCCCCCUGGCUGUCUAUCACAACUUGUUCAUUAGAUCCACACACAGAGGUGGGAUACAGCAGCAGCCUACACUCUCACAUUUUCAUUUCAAUUUCUAAAUGCAUCUCUGCCUCCAAACAACCAUAAACUCACCAUCUUUCCUUUUGAUUUUUAAUACACAACCUCAAAGCUUCAGAGAUGUUGAUGUGAACAAAAUGUCUUGUUACAAUGUGACAACUUUUAAUAGUCCACUGUGCCCUGUAUUUCAUCUUGGUUACUUUCAAUGGACAUGAUGAAUAAACAGAGAAUUUGACAAUAA
This is a messenger RNA of Eleginops maclovinus (Patagonian blennie), 3028 nucleotides long. Its product is annotated as 5-hydroxytryptamine receptor 4. The transcript has 7 exons. Gene Ontology annotation, biological process: regulation of appetite; adenylate cyclase-activating adrenergic receptor signaling pathway; chemical synaptic transmission. Gene Ontology annotation, molecular function: G protein-coupled serotonin receptor activity. Gene Ontology annotation, cellular component: plasma membrane. Bases 212 to 1516 code for a protein of 434 amino acids. The record is from RefSeq and is a predicted model, not a curated record. NCBI's taxonomy places the organism in Eukaryota, Metazoa, Chordata, Actinopteri, Perciformes, Eleginopidae.